AUGUUCUUUCUCAGUGCUUCUCCUAAAUUACAAGUCCUCAAGCUCACCAAACAAUAUUGGUCUCAAAAAGCUGGUGUGAAAUGGAGUCAACCUAAGAAUGUUCCUGAAUGUCUGUUGCUUCAUCUCCAGACGUUUGUGUGGAAAGGCUAUAAUAAACUACUAGAAGAGGAGAAAGAGCUGGUGAAAUACAUCCUAAGAAAUGCAAAUCAUUUGAAGAGAGCAAAGUUUUCCAUAAAAGGCCUUAACUCGGACGAGAGACUUGAGAUUGCCGAGGAGUUGGAAAGUGUUGUCAGGGCUUCGAACUCAUCUUGCCAGCUUCUUCUGCUCGAAUGA
Messenger RNA from Microthlaspi erraticum, 333 nucleotides. The record is from the annotation of a GenBank genome assembly. NCBI's taxonomy places the organism in Eukaryota, Viridiplantae, Streptophyta, Magnoliopsida, Brassicales, Brassicaceae.